Micropterus salmoides (largemouth bass) is the source of this 2157-nucleotide messenger RNA. Its product is annotated as myomegalin. The record is from RefSeq and is a predicted model, not a curated record. Bases 382 to 2157 code for a protein of 591 amino acids. Lineage: Eukaryota; Metazoa; Chordata; Actinopteri; Centrarchiformes; Centrarchidae. The transcript has 14 exons.
GUGUGUGUACAGGCUCAGUAAGGAGCUGCAGCAGAAGGACAAGAUCAUCGAGUCUCUCCGCACCAAACUAAACCAGCAUCACCAUCAUCAUCCUCAUCGCUCCGACACGCCCUGCAGCAGCCAUGCGCUCUCUGACACCACUGACCAAUCAGAUCGUAUCUCCUAUGUGUCUGAUGAGCAUGGAUCCACCAACGAGGACCUGGAGCUUUGCUCUGAUGUGGACGCUGCCAGCGAGCUCGGUCAGAAGGAAACACGCACUUCCACCAGACUCAGCACAGAUUGCCGCUCUCACAGUGGCUCCAUGUCACGUCACCCGUCUGUCCCUCCAUCCAUCACCUCAUCCCACAGAUCUCAGUCGUGCCUCAGCUGUCCCAGCAUGCAAUGCCCGAGCUCACCACACAAACCCAUAGACGUGCAGAGUCAGACAGGGUUUUCCGCGCCUCAGUCCAAACCUCUUCAGGGUUUCCCCUUUUCCCACCAGCAGCCCGACUCCUCUGCCUUCCUGCCUCUCUCCUACCACGGAUACCAGCCUUCUCCUUUCAGCAGCGCUACCAGCAGCUGCCUGGAUGCCAGCUCAGCAAUGAAAGCUGGGGCCAGUCUUCUGGAGAGCAGUGCAUUGUGGGAUAUGGCCUAUGGCACCCGACCACUGAGACUUGGAGCCGACCUGUCCUCAGGAUCCUCGGGGUACAGUCGGGCGCCAGCAACACAGGUUCAGACCUGAUGAAGGAGCACCUGCGAGAGAUCAGGACUCUGAGACAGAGACUGGAGGACUCGAUCCAGACCAACGAUCGCCUCAGACAACAACUAGAAGAGCGACUGGCCCGCACCUCCUCGGAGAAAGGUGCUCCUACCAACAUCUACAUCCAGGGUCUGGACUCAGUCGGCCAGCUCUCCAGUGAGAUCAGACUUCUGAAGGAGGAGAACGUCAGCCUGCAGAACCAGCUGAAGCAGGCCACCAGAGAGGGCAAUAAGGAGGCAGAGCAGCUGAGGGAGGCAGCUCUCCUGGAGCAGGCCAGGUUGAAAGAGGCGGAGCUAGAGGCUGAGAGGUGGGCGGAGCAAAGCAGGAAGCUGCAAACUGAGGCUGAAGCGCUCAACCAAGAGAUUGCGCAACUGAAACAGGACAGACAGAGGAACCAGGAAACCAUCAACAGAUUCCAGCAUGAGGUGAGCAUCCUUCAGCAGCAGCUAUGUGAGAGCCACAGUCUGGUCCAAUCUCUUCAGCGUGAGCUGCAGGUGUAUCACAGAGUGUGUGGAGUCACCGCAAACACACACUCAGCAGGUCAGUCCAGUGAAGGUACCCAACACACUGCAACCUUUGACCCCAGAGAGUUGCACAUACAGCUGGAGCAGCAGCUGAGUGGACAGACUGGCCCACUGCCUCGGUCCAGGAGGCAGCUCUUCAAUGACGACGUUCCCUCCCCUCCCGUGAGAGACACUGGACUCGUCAGUCCUUCCUCUCCUCUACAUCCUGCACAGAAACAUGCAGAAGACACCGGAGCAGCCGAUCGAGCCUCGACCCUGCAGGGUCAAGCCCCAGACGGCUCUUUCUCCAACCGUCAUGGCCGCCAUGCAGUGGGCCACAUUGACGACUUCAAGGCUCUGCAGCGGCAGAUCCUGGAGGGCAGCGCUCUCCUCCGCAAGAUGGAUGCCACCCUUCAUUCCCUGAGCAACCCACCGGAGUUCAGCCUUCAUCAACCUUCAGACUCCGGUUCUGUCAGGAAGCUGCUGUCUGACAGUAAAACCCUGCGGCAGAUCCUGGAGGAGGCCGGCUCUCUGCUCCGGAUGUUCUGGAGAGCAGCUCUGCCAAACUUCGAGGAAUCCAAACAGGAUCCGUCUCUGAGGGAGGAGGUCGUUUCUCUCCGUCUGAGGCUCUCAGAGCAAGAACAGGCUCUCAAGGAUGCCAUGGAGAGAGUGAAGAGCUCCAACCGCACCAAAGAUAGCAUGGAGCACUUUAUAGUCAGCCAGCUGUCGAGAACACAGGACGUCUUGAGGAAAGCCAAGACGAACUUACAGGUGAAAACGCAGGAGGCUUCUGUGAGCUCGCCUUCUCUCUCUGGUUGGGGUGUCAUGAGGCCCUGGACUUCCUCCAUCUCCUCUUCCUCUGCUGUCCUGGGACCGGCUCACCACCAGCGCCCCCUGCAGCCAGCCUUCCGAUAG